Molecule: messenger RNA, 1066 nt
Organism: Stegostoma tigrinum
Lineage: Eukaryota; Metazoa; Chordata; Chondrichthyes; Orectolobiformes; Stegostomatidae
Product: short coiled-coil protein B-like
Exons: 4
Coding region: 16-354 (112 amino acids)
Cellular component (GO): trans-Golgi network
Source: RefSeq, a predicted model, not a curated record
GAGGUGAGACCGGGCAUGGACACAGGGAGCAGUCACGCUUCUCGGUUCAAAGGAGUUCCUGGGCGACGCCAUCGAAUGAAAAUUCCACAAGAGGCUGCUAACAAAAUGAAUGCGGCGGAUACAGAAGGCACAGAUUAUGAUAAUCAAGAGGAGCUGGAGGAGAAGACAAGGCUAAUAAACCAGGUUCUGGAACUGCAGCAUACACUCGAAGAUCUAUCAGCCAGAGUUGAUGCUGUGAAAGAGGAGAACCUGAAACUCAAAUCUGAGAACCAAGUACUUGGCCAGUACAUUGAAAACCUUAUGUCAGCCUCCAGCGUCUUUCAAACCACAGACUCAAAGAACAAGAGAAAGUAAGGAGCUCAUGCCACUGAUACCAGUCAGCUUUAUAUCUCGACAGGUGUAGUGGGUUAUCUGCAUGUUGUGUUUAUCUGUGUGAAAACUUAAUUUGACCCUUUCACCUCAAGAUCCAGGACUGUUAGAAUUUUCUUCCUAAUUUACAAACAGAAUCAAAGAUCUGAAUAACAGGAUAGAACCUAAUAACUGCAAGUUGAUCAGAAUUGAUUUACAAAACGCUUUCAAAACAUUAGCAACUGGAAAUAAGAUUUAUAAACUCAUUUAAAAAAAUGUUCUGAAUUGAAAAAUUGAACCAAAGGCAUUUGUACAGCCAAGAACUUCUGGUGACCAGGUCGGUGUACGACACGGAAUAUUCCAUGGCCCACACACACCGCAUAUACUAGUCCCUAAUAGCUGAUGUGAAACGAGGAACAAUUGAAACAAAUAAGGUGAAAGGGUCAGAUCGCCAGAUUAUUGCAUUCAUUCAGUCCAUUUGCCACAAAUGACAAAUCAGUUUCAAUAAAAAGUGUCCUUUUUAUUUUCCAGACCAACCAAAAGCUCCAAGAAGACAGACAAAUAAUAAUAAUAGUAAAGGGUACUGGGAGUCACGACUGUCCAGUAUUAGGAGUGUAAACCGUUAGAAUCCAUAGCUUAUUGUCUCAAGUCAGCUUGCGCAUUUUUUUUGUAUUUAGUCUAUUUAAUUAUGUAAUAAUAAACCCUAAUGCUGAUAUUA